This is a messenger RNA of Carlito syrichta (Philippine tarsier), 1772 nucleotides long. RefSeq names its product basic leucine zipper and W2 domains 2 (gene BZW2). The coding region runs from base 75 to 1334 and encodes 419 amino acids. The transcript has 12 exons. Gene Ontology annotation, molecular function: protein binding. Gene Ontology annotation, cellular component: membrane; cytoplasm. The record is from RefSeq and is a predicted model, not a curated record. NCBI's taxonomy places the organism in Eukaryota, Metazoa, Chordata, Mammalia, Primates, Tarsiidae.
CGAAUCGUCGCUGCCCUCAGCCUUGCGCGUCGUCGCUACCUCCUCGGACAGGUAAGAAGCAGCCCAGAAAUUUUAUGAAUAAGCAUCAGAAGCCAGUGCUAACAGGCCAGCGGUUCAAAACUCGGAAAAGGGAUGAAAAAGAGAAAUUCGAACCCACAGUCUUCAGGGAUACACUCGUCCAGGGACUUAAUGAAGCUGGUGAUGACCUUGAGGCUGUAGCCAAGUUUCUGGAUUCCACAGGCUCACGAUUAGAUUAUCGUCGCUAUGCAGACACACUCUUCGAUAUCCUGGUGGCUGGCAGUAUGCUUGCCCCUGGAGGAACACGCAUAGAUGAUGGUGACAAGACCAAGAUGACCAACCACUGUGUGUUUUCAGCAAAUGAAGAUCAUGAAACCAUCCGGAACUAUGCUCAGGUCUUCAAUAAACUCAUCAGGAGAUACAAGUAUUUGGAAAAGGCAUUUGAAGAUGAAAUGAAAAAGCUUCUCCUCUUCCUUAAAGCCUUUUCUGAAACAGAGCAAACAAAGCUGGCAAUGCUGUCGGGGAUUCUGCUGGGCAACGGCACUCUGCCUGCCACCAUCCUCACCAGUCUCUUCACUGACAACUUGGUCAAAGAAGGCAUUGCAGCCUCAUUUGCCGUCAAGCUUUUCAAAGCAUGGAUGGCAGAAAAAGAUGCCAACUCUGUUACCUCGUCUUUGAGAAAAGCCAACUUGGACAAGAGGCUGCUUGAACUCUUCCCAGUUAACAGACAGAGCGUGGAUCAUUUUGCUAAAUACUUCACUGAUGCAGGUCUGAAGGAGCUUUCCGACUUCCUCCGAGUCCAGCAGUCCCUGGGCACCAGGAAGGAACUACAGAAGGAGCUCCAGGAACGUCUUUCUCAGGAGUGCCCAAUCAAGGAGGUGGUGCUUUAUGUCAAAGAAGAAAUGAAGAGGAAUGAGCUUCCAGAAACAGCUGUGAUUGGGCUUCUGUGGACCUGCAUCAUGAAUGCUGUGGAAUGGAACAAGAAGGAAGAACUUGUUGCAGAACAGGCUCUUAAGCACCUGAAGCAAUACGCUCCCCUGCUGGCUGUGUUCAGCUCCCAAGGCCAGUCAGAGCUGAUCCUCCUCCAAAAGGUUCAAGAGUACUGUUACGACAACAUCCAUUUCAUGAAAGCCUUUCAGAAGAUCGUGGUCCUCUUCUAUAAAGCUGACGUGCUGAGUGAGGAAGCAAUAUUGAAAUGGUAUAAAGAAGCGCACGUUGCUAAGGGCAAGAGUGUUUUUCUUGACCAGAUGAAGAAAUUUGUGGAGUGGUUACAAAACGCAGAAGAAGAAUCUGAAUCAGAAGGUGAAGAAAACUAAACAACUCAACAAGCACAAUACCUAGGUUCCCACACAAUACUUUCUGAUUGGGAAUGCUGAACCGUUUGGGCGGAGAAACUUGGCUUCUGUUUUCACAAAGGAAAAAAUAAAAUAGGAUAGGCUUCCCUUGUGCAGACUGGGAAAUGGUUUUUGUUUCUGUUUUGUUUUUAAAUGGAGCCCUGAGGCAUCAGCUGUUAUACUUGGGACUCUACCUCUCACUCACUGUAUGCUAACUUAAAGCCAUUUAACAAGGAGUCAAGUAGGAAUCCGAAAUUAAGUACUCAACAGACUCCUCUUUUUUAGCUGUAUUUUUCAGGUACUGUGUGGUGAACGCCCCACUGGUGUCUAUUACAGGCCACUUUGGUAGUUGUGUAUCUGCUCGUGUAUGUGAUUUGACAAACCAGUUUUUUAAAAUAAAUGGCUUUUUAAAAAUCUGGG